Messenger RNA from Entrophospora sp. SA101, 864 nucleotides. The record is from the annotation of a GenBank genome assembly. Lineage: Eukaryota; Fungi; Glomeromycota; Glomeromycetes; Entrophosporales; Entrophosporaceae.
AAAAUAUAUCUUAAUAUUGAUAAUGAUAAAAAUGACGAUGGAACACAAGUUUUCUCAUCCAUACAAGAUACAAUCGAGUGGAUAAUUGACUAUAAACAAAAUGAUAAUAAAGAAAUUAUUGUAAUGGCUACGGGUAGUUUACAUCUUAUAGAUGUUAAAGCAUUUGAUAAAAAAGAAGCAGAUGAUAAAUUGCAGGAUUUAAAAGACACAAAACGAGAUCAACUAUUGGCUGAUUCAAUUCGUGAGGCCUUUGAUCCUUCAUCAUUGGAUGACGAAGAGGAAGAUGAACUUCCAAAAAAGAAAUCUAAAAACAUCACUAAUAGUCGAAAACCCAAAGGAAAAGGCACUUCUUCUACUCCUGCCAAAUCUUCUAAAGCAAAAGUUAAUAAUAAUAAGAAAGUAACUCCAACUAAAUCGAAUAAAACUGCAUCAAAAGUAAAGGAUAGUGGAGGAAAGAAGAAAAAUGUUGCUAAUGGUAGUAAAUCAAGCACUGCUAUCAAAAAAGGUAACGAAGAAACUCAAGAAACUGGUACUCGUAGUCGAGCUAAACGUGGUAAUAAAGUAACUGCAGGUGAAAACAAAGAUGGUAAGGUUAAUGGCACCGAUAAGAAGACAAAUAAGCGAUCACGGGCUGAUAUAACUGAAGAUACUGCAGAAGAUGCUACUGGUAAUGAUGACGGAGACAAGAAGUCAACAGAAUCAAUAAUCAUAGCUAACGGAGAACAAUCCGUUAAUGAUAAUGAUACUGAUAAAAAUGGCGAAGGCAAUGAUUCUGGCGAAGAGAAGGAAGAAGUCGAGGAAAACGGAGUAGAAAAAGAUGUCACAGCAGAAGGUUCAAAUACUCAAAAAAAUGAAUCUUCAUAA